AUGCCGACUACGAAAUUCUGUUUGGACUGCAACAAUAUCUUGUACCCGCGCGAGCACAGGGAUGGAAGAAUCAGAACUUUGCAUUUCGCCUGCCGCAACUGCGAUUACCAGGAAGAAGCGGACAACAACUGCGUCUAUCGUCACGAAGUCACUCAUAUCCCGAGCGAACAGACUAUGGUGAUCACGGAUCUAUGCUCAGAUCCUACGCUGCCUCGGACAGAAACAGUACCUUGCCCAAAGUGCGCCGGCCAAAAUGCCGUUUACUUCCAGUCUCAGUCCCGCCAUCCUGACACACGGAUGACCCUGUACUAUGUCUGUGCCAACCAGCAAUGCCAGCACCGCUGGCAGUCCUGA
Kickxella alabastrina is the source of this 354-nucleotide messenger RNA. RefSeq lists its product as uncharacterized. Gene Ontology annotation, molecular function: nucleic acid binding; zinc ion binding; DNA-directed RNA polymerase activity. NCBI's taxonomy places the organism in Eukaryota, Fungi, Kickxellomycota, Kickxellomycetes, Kickxellales, Kickxellaceae. The transcript has 2 exons. Gene Ontology annotation, biological process: DNA-templated transcription; maintenance of transcriptional fidelity during transcription elongation by RNA polymerase II; transcription initiation at RNA polymerase II promoter. Gene Ontology annotation, cellular component: RNA polymerase II, core complex. Bases 1 to 354 code for a protein of 117 amino acids. The record is from RefSeq and is a predicted model, not a curated record.